AUGGCAUCACCACGAGUUUGUUCCUCGCCGUACUUGGUGCCCAACAUUCCUUCGAACCUGUCGUUCUGGCAGUUCAUUUUGCGCCACAACAUUGACGACACAGUACCCGACAAAGUCAUUCUGCAAGAACAUGAGCGACCAGAGCGGCAGUUGACGUAUGGAUCCGCCCCUAAACUGGCGGGCCUCGGUGCCGACGCGCUCCGGGACGUGCUGGGCUUGACGCAGGGCGACACGAUCCUGAUUGUGGGCAAAAACUCGCUCGACUAUCUGCAGGUCGAGUUUGCGGCCCUGUGGGCAGGCAUCACGGCGGCAUUUGGGAGCCCUACUGCUACGGUGGGCGAUCUCGUCCACUUCAUCGACAUUGUCGAGCCGGCUGUGGUGUUUUGCGACGCAGGCGACGUCAUGGCGCUGGUUUCUAACGCCAUCGACCAGGCAAAAUGGACUGGGACAAGACGGCCAGGUGUCGUUGGCCUCGGCGAACGGGGGACGGCAAAGCUCGCGUUUCCCUCUGAUUUCAUUGACGACACGACCAAAGCGUAUUCACCGCCUAUGGACCUCGCGGAUGUGGACAACCAUUCCGUCCCUUCCGUCAUCUGCUUCAGUUCCGGCACCAGUGGUCUACCCAAGGGCGCGGUAUUGAGCCACCGCAACCUGAUUGCCUACCUCCUCGUCUCUCGCAGCACCGAUCCAGCCAACGCCUCGGCCAACCAGCGCGAUGUGUUUUAUGCGCCACUGGGCCAUAUCUAUGGUGUAUUUACCGCCAGUCUCCCUUUGCUGACUGGGGGCUACGUCCGUCUCCUGCGCAACUACACGCUGCACGACUACGUCGAGGCCUGUGUCGACGUGCGCGCCACGACGCUACGCAUGGUGCCGCCAACGCUCGUGGCCAUGGUCAAGGACCCGUUUGUGCGGCAGCAGAACCUGGCGAGUGUGCGGACCAUCAGCUGCUCAGGCGCGGUGCUGGCGCCGGACAUUAUCAGCGAAGUGCACAAGAUGCUGGGCACAGAGGCAAAUAUUGUGCAGGGAUAUGGCCUGACAGAGGGCUCAGCUACAAUGCUCCGUUCAUUUUCUGCCAAACGCAAGCAGGGUAGUGUCGGCAAGCCCGUGGCAGGAAUGCAAGUCCAUCUACUUCUCUCUGGUGAUGAAUCACGUCUAACAGGUUAG
Sporothrix schenckii 1099-18 is the source of this 1164-nucleotide messenger RNA. RefSeq lists its product as uncharacterized. The transcript is spliced from 4 exons. Bases 1 to 1164 code for a protein of 387 amino acids. Gene Ontology annotation, molecular function: CoA-ligase activity. Lineage: Eukaryota; Fungi; Ascomycota; Sordariomycetes; Ophiostomatales; Ophiostomataceae. The record is from RefSeq and is a predicted model, not a curated record.